CUUGCAGUUCUAUGUGCUGAAAGAGUGGGCCAGAUGACUAAAACAUACAAUGACAUAGAUGCUGUUACACGUCUUCUUGAAGAGAAAGAACGGGACUUAGAAUUAGCUGCUCGGAUUGGCCAGUCGCUGUUAAAGAAGAAUAAAUCACUGACAGAAAGAAAUGAAUUCCUGGAGGAGCAAGUAGAACACAUCAGGGAAGAGGUUUCUCAGUUGCGGCAUGAACUCUCCAUGAAAGAUGAGCUGCUCCAGUUCUAUACUAGUGCUGCUGAAGAGAGUGAGCCGGAGUCCGUCUGUUCCACCCCGCUGAAGAGGAAUGAAUCUUCUUCCUCCGUCCAGAAUUACUUUCACUUGGAUUCUCUUCAAAAGAAACUCAAGGACCUUGAAGAGGAGAAUGUUGUGCUUAGAUCUGAGGCCUGUCAGCUGAAGACUGAAACAAUUACUUACGAAGAGAAAGAACAACAGCUUGUCAAUGACUGUGUGAAAGAGCUAAGGGAUGCAAACAUCCAGAUUGCCAAUAUCUCCGAAGAGUUAGCAAAGAAAACCGAAGAUGCCGCCCGGCAGCAGGAAGAAAUCACCCAUCUUCUCUCUCAGAUAGUUGAUCUGCAGAAAAAGGCAAAAGCUUGUGCGGUUGAAAAUGAAGAACUUGUCCAGCAUUUGGGAGCAGCUAAAGAUGCCCAGAGACAGCUCACAGCAGAGUUGCGGGAGCUGGAAGACAAGUAUGCAGAGUGCAUGGAAAUGCUUCAUGAGGCUCAAGAAGAGCUGAAAAACCUUAGGAACAAGACUAUGCCAAAUGCCAUUUCACGUCGGUACCACUCUCUUGGUCUCUUCCCUAUGGAUUCUUUGGCAGCAGAGAUAGAAGGGUCAAUGAGGAAAGAACUGCAUUUAGAUGAACCCGACUCUCCUGACUUGGCUCAUCAGAAGCGGGUCUUCGAGACGGUGAGGAAUGUUAACCAAGUUGUCAAGCAGAGAUCCAUGACUCCGUCUCCAAUGAAUAUCCCAGGCUCUAACCAGUCCUCUGCUAUGAACUCAGUCAUGUCGAGCUGUGUCAGCACUCCACGUUCCAGUUUCUAUGGGGGAGACAUCUCUAACAUCGUGAUAGACAACAAGACCAAUAGCAUCAUCCUAGAGACAGAAUCCUCUGACAAUGGAAAUGAAGAUAGGAUGAAGAAGCCUGGAACUCCAGGGACUCCAGGCUCCAGUGACCUAGAGACUGCCCUUCGCAGGCUGUCCCUCAGGCGGGAGAAUUACCUCUCGGAGCGGAAGUUCUUUGAAGAAGAGCAGGAAAGGAAAUUGCGGGAACUGGCAGAAAAGGGCGAACUCCAGAGUGGCUCCGUGACCCCUACAGAGAGCAUCAUGUCGCUGGGCACUCACUCCAGAUUUUCAGAAUUCACUGGAUAUUCAGGAAUGUCGAUCAGCAGUCGCUCCUACCUGCCAGAAAAGCUUCAGAUUGUGAAACCACUAGAAGGUUCUGCCACUUUGCACCACUGGCAGCAGCUGGCUCAGCCUCACCUGGGUGGGAUCCUGGACCCGAGGCCCGGGGUUGUCACUAAGGGCUUCAGGACCCUGGACCUGGACCUGGAUGAAGUAUACUGCCUUAAUGACUAUGAGGAAGAUGAGACAGGUGACAUUUCUUACAAGGGCCUAACUACCUCGACGCCAGUUCAGCACACAGAGACCUCAGUACCUCAUCCUGGGAAGUGCAUGUCACAAACCAACUCCACCUUCACCUUCACCACCUGCCGCAUUCUGCACCCUUCCGAUGAACUCACACGAGUCACACCAAGCCUUAACGCAGCACCUACUCCAGCUUGUGGCAGCAUUGGCAAUUUGAAAGGCACCCCGGUGGCUACUCCCUGUACUCCUCGGCGUCUGAGUUUGGCUGAAUCCUUCACCAACCUCCGGGAAUCCACGACGACGAUGAGCACAUCUCUGGGGCUGGUGUGGCUGCUGAAGGAACGGGGCAUCUCGGCAGCAGUGUACAAUCCGCAGAGCUGGGACAGAGCCAGCAGAGGCACCCUCCUGAACACAUACCCCCCUAAAAUGGCGAUCAUUCCUUCUACUCCACCGAACUCACCUAUGCAGACACCUUCUUCGUCCCCUCCAUCUUUUGAGUUUAAGUGCACCAGCCCACCUUAUGACAACUUCUUGGCUUCAAAGCCUGCUAGUUCAAUCUUGAAAGAGGUGAGGAAUAAAAAGAACAUCAGAAACAGCGAGAGUCAGACUGACGUGUCCGUUUCCAACCUUAAUCUCGUGGACAAAGUCAAGAGGUUUGGUAUCGCCAAAGUUGUGAGUUCAGGGCAAGCAUCAGCUCUUCCUUUAACUGAGGACCAGGGACCUCUUCUCUGUGGGGCACAAGGACCAGUGAGGGCCCUUGUUCCUGGAGGCCUGGCACCAGAUGGUCUCCCAUUGGGCUGCCCUGCCGUGACCAGCACCAUCGGGAGCAUCCAGCUGAACACUGGCAUCCGAAGGAAUCGGAGCUUCCCCACCAUGGUGGGUUCCAGCAUGCAGAUGAAAGGCCCGACGUCUCUCACUUCGGGGAUCCUCAUGGGAACCAAGCUCCCAAAGCAAACUAGCUUACGAUGA
Mesitornis unicolor (brown roatelo) is the source of this 2583-nucleotide messenger RNA. RefSeq names its product trafficking protein, kinesin binding 1 (gene TRAK1). The transcript has 14 exons. Gene Ontology annotation, cellular component: dendrite. Gene Ontology annotation, molecular function: GABA receptor binding. NCBI's taxonomy places the organism in Eukaryota, Metazoa, Chordata, Aves, Mesitornithiformes, Mesitornithidae. Gene Ontology annotation, biological process: neurogenesis; endosome to lysosome transport; anterograde axonal transport of mitochondrion. The coding region runs from base 34 to 2583 and encodes 849 amino acids. The record is from RefSeq and is a predicted model, not a curated record.